Loxodonta africana (African savanna elephant) is the source of this 1153-nucleotide messenger RNA. RefSeq lists its product as uncharacterized. The transcript has 8 exons. The record is from RefSeq and is a predicted model, not a curated record. NCBI's taxonomy places the organism in Eukaryota, Metazoa, Chordata, Mammalia, Proboscidea, Elephantidae. The coding region runs from base 197 to 1153 and encodes 318 amino acids.
UCUGAUCAUGUGACCUUUUUUGAAAUUCUGUGCAAUUCUUUCCUGUUGUAAAAUUCUAUUAUUUGGCUAAAACAGUAACAUAAGAGUAGGUCUCUUCUGAACUUACACUGAAAUAAUCAGGUAUAUGUUUACAUUUGAAUUGUUUUGGAGAUUUCUUCUGUUUCUUCUUUUUUAAACAGGAAUUUACUGACUGACAAUGGCAGAAAAAAUCUUAGAGAAGUUAGAUAUCCUGGAUAAUCAUGCAAAGAUAAUCUUGACCCAGAGAGAAAAGAUAAACUGGCUUCAGAGUGGAAGAAGGAAAAAACCUUUGAUCAGUCCCCUGACAUUUGAUUUUCAGUCGGAAUUUGAACAGCCUAUUGCUAAAUCUACACUUAAAACAGUAUCAAGAAUCACAGAAAACAAAUCAUAUAACAUUAAAAAACAAGAAAGGUAUGUCUCCUUCAAAAGUAAGCCUGAACAUAAAAAGAGUCAUUUUGAAAAGUCCAAUUUAAGACCACACUUUGUUUCAACACAAGCAAAAAUACAAGAAAAUAAAUCAAUAGAGAGACUAGAACCUGUAAAAGAAAAUCUAAAAUCAAGAUCUAUUAGACCUUUUCUUUAUCUUAAGGAUACAUCUGAGGUGGAAAAUCGUUCACAGGAACUAUAUUCACAUAAUGGGCCAGCAUACAGAAGACCAUUUGGUUCCUCAGCCUUUUCUCCUGUGCUCAGCAUUCGAUCUAAUGCUUAUAAAAAAGAAAGAGACUCUACUUUAUCCAGAGCUCCAGCCAAAAAGAAACCUACAGUGGCAUUUGAUUCUGUUGGCCAUUUAGAAGAUUAUAGAAAUAGAAGAAAAACAUCUCCCACACAGAUGAAAGAUUUUAAUAUACAAGAAAGUAAAUCAAGCAGAAAUUAUCAAUUAAGUGAGCAUUGUUCAGUAAGAAAGAAAGCCUUGCUCCCCUUGUGCUUUGAGGAUGAAUUGAAAAAGUCAAAUGCCAAGAUAAUCAACAUUAAUUCACUGAAGACAGCAAUUUCUCAAAUGGCAUAUGGAUAUUAUCCUAUUACUGACAGAGUUGUAGUUCAGGAUAAAUCUCGAAAUGUCCUUUCUGACAAUGAAUGUGGUGCCAUUCCUCUUCAAUUUGUUAUUCCUGUCAUUGUAGACCAUAAGACCAUAUGA